AUGGCUUCGAAGCGUCCAGGCUUUGUACGAACGAACACUGAGUUCGCUGAGGACGUGGAGCUGCAGCCGCGGCUUGGGGAACCCAGCAGCUCGAAGAAAACACAGGCGUACGACAUCCAGGAUCCUGAUGUUAAGCUUGGAACGACUGUAAAUGUCGAGCCGGAUAAGGAACAAGCUCCACCGCGCUACGAAGAGGAUAUCGAUGGUUUCGCGAGAGUCACAGAGCCGGUCGAGACGGCCAAAGACCUGGUGACCCAGGUUAUCCAUGUUGAGGAUGACCCGACCUUGAACGUGUGGACCUUUCGUGUGUUCUUUCUAGGCAUUGGUCUCUCCAUCUUCGGCUCCGUUCUGCAGGAGAUCUUCUACUUCAAGCCGCAAACAAUCUACGUCUCCGUGGUGUUUCUCUGCGUCAUCGCAUACGUGCUCGGCGAGGCUUUGGCUAUCGCUAUUCCGCGGGUCAGCAUUCUGCGGUAUUUAAAUCCUCACCCAUUCAACCAAAAGGAGCAUGCCGCAAUUACCAUCAUGGCAUCCGCGGCUGCCCAAGCCGCGACUGCGACGGAGGCGUUGGCAGCGCAGCAGCUGUUCUAUGGCGGUUAUCCCUCGCGAGCGGCAGGUGUCUUCGUCGUGCUCUCGAGUCAGCUGAUCGGGUACGGUAUUGCUGGACUGCUACGAGAUGUGCUGGUCUACCCAACGAGAAUGUUGUGGCCAAUCAAUCUUCCGGUGGCGACCUUGCUUGAAACACUGCACCGUGACAAGUCAGAGACGAAGCGAAGGCUGAAAGUCUUCUAUAUCAUCUUCGCAUGCAUAUUUGUGUGGGAAGCUUUUCCGGAGUACAUAUUCACGGUCCUUACUGGCGUCUCCAUUUUCUGCCUAGCUGACCAAAACAACCUUGUCUUCACCAAUCUCUUUGGUGGUGCAAGCGGUAACGAGGGUUUAGGCGUGUUGUCUCUCUGCUUUGACUGGAAUUAUGUUGCUGGACUGGGUUCACCACUCUGGCUGCCGCUGCAGACGCUUGUCAACAGCAUGAUUGGCAUUAUCGGCUGCUAUAUCUUCUUCAUGGCCAUUUAUUACAGCAAUACCUGGCGUUCACUCGACUUUCCCUUUCUCUCACAGGAACUCUUCGACGGCGCCAGCAACAGCACCUACUUUAUCGUCUGGAACCAGACCGCCGUCCUCAACGAGAACUUCGAGAUCGACCCAGUCAAGCUCGAGCAGAUGGGCAUUCCAUACCUCACCGGCACCUACAUAUCCUAUCUCCUGGUCUCUAAUAUGGGCCUCACAGCAGCUCUAACGCACAUGUUGUUGUGGAACUUUGACGACAUCAAGGCUGGCUGGGCGUGGGCGUCGCCAAGGAAUCUACGGAAGCUUUCCAGGCCAGAAUUCUGGCAGUUCUGGAAGACCACAGAGACUCCGGAGGAGAGGUUCGAACGAAAGCAGAAUGACCCAGAGCUGGACCCACAUUACAAGCUGAUGAUGCGGAACCUGUACAAGGAGUCGCCGUUGUGGUGGUGGGGCGCGGUGUUGGUGGCAUCGUGGGCUGUGGGUCUGGGAUGCCUGUACUCCAUGAAGUCGACUUUACCGUGGUGGGGAUUUUUGCUCGCCACUAUCCUGACAUCGCUGUUCAUGCUAUUCUUUGGAGCGCAGUUUGGGUUGACCGGGUUCCAGUUCAACGUUCAGCCAAUCUGUCAAAUGCUUGCCGGAUAUAUGUUUCCAGGACGACCUUUAGCCAACUUCUACUUUACCUGCUACACCUACAAUGCUCUCCAGAUGGGUCAACUACUGGCUAAGGAUCUGAAACUGGCGCAGUACGCCCAUUUACCUCCGCAAGCGACCUUCACAUUCCAGAUACUUGGCUGCUUGGUUGGAGCCCUGUUCAACUGGACCAUUAUGACCACAAUCGUCGCUGCCCAAGCUCCGAUUUUGACCUCCAUCCAAGGCACCAAUAUCUGGUCCGGUCAGAACAUUCAGCAAUUCAACACAUUGGCCAUAGCGUGGAGUAUCGCGGACAAGAUGUUCAGCGUCGGUGGUCGUUACCAAUGGGUUACCUUAUCCUUCUUGCUGGGCUUCGUCGUGCCGUUACCGUUCUACUUCCUCCACCGAUGGCUCGGAUGGAGGUUCUUUAGUUACAUCAACCUCUCGAUCAUCCUCUGGUACAUGGGCGACCUUUUCGUGGGAAUAAAUAGCUCGUUGACCAUGUACUACAUCAUCGGAUUCAUAGCGCAAUGGUGGCUGCGGAAGCACCGGCCUCAAUUGUUUGUCAAGUACAAUUACCUGGUCUCUGCGGCAUUGGACGGCGGCACGCAGGUGCUAGUGUUCAUCUUUACUUUCGCCGUCUUUGGCGGUAGCGGCAAGGCUGUGCCAUUCCCUACGUGGGCGGGCAAUCCGGACCAGGACGUGCGCAAUGCUGAUUACUGCGCAAUUAACCCUGCGAACUUCGGCUGA
Molecule: messenger RNA, 2442 nt
Organism: Baudoinia panamericana UAMH 10762
Lineage: Eukaryota; Fungi; Ascomycota; Dothideomycetes; Mycosphaerellales; Teratosphaeriaceae
Exons: 8
Coding region: 1-2442 (813 amino acids)
Biological process (GO): transmembrane transport
Molecular function (GO): oligopeptide transmembrane transporter activity
Source: RefSeq, a predicted model, not a curated record